UUGUCCUGCUGGACUCGAAGGAAUCGCAGGCGGAGCUGGGCUGGACCUCACACCCCUCGAACGGGUGGGAAGAGAUCAGUGGCGUGGAUGAGACCUACAAGCCGAUACGCACGUACCAGGUCUGCAACGUCAUGGAGCCCAACCAGAACAACUGGCUGCAGACGGGCUGGAUCGCCAGGCGUGACGGCCAGAGGAUCUUCAUUGAGCUGAAGUUCACCCUGCGGGACUGCAACAGCAUCCCUGGCGUGACGAGCAGCUGCAAGGAGACUUUCAACCUGUACUACGUGGAGUCUGACUCCGACCUGGGCCGCAGCGUCCGUGAGGGCAAGCACACCAAGAUCGACACCAUCGCUGCCGACGAGAGCUUCACGCAGGGAGACCUGGGCGAGCGCAAGAUGAAGCUGAACACUGAGCUCAGGGAGAUUGGGCACCUGAGCAAGAGAGGCUUCCACCUGGGCUUCCAGGACGUGGGCGCCUGUGUGGCGCUGGUCUCCGUGCGGGUUUAUUACAAGAAGUGUCUGAGCACCGUGCAGAACUUGGCCACGUUCCCAGACACGGUGGCAGAGACGGCCUUUGUGACGCUGGUGGAGGUUAAGGGCACUUGUGUUGCCCAUGCUGAGGUGGACGUGGAUAACCCCCCUCGGAUGCACUGCAGCGCAGAGGGCGAGUGGCUGGUGCCCGUAGGGAAAUGCAUGUGCAGCCCUGGCUUUGAGGAGAAGGAUGGGGCAUGCAGAGCUUGCCUUCCAGGGUUUUACAAGCUCUCCCUCCGUCUCCCUCUCUGUUCUCCAUGCCCUGAGCACAGCUUCACACCUGAGGAAGCCUCCACGUUCUGUUUGUGCCAGACAAAUUACUCCAGGUCUCCUUCAGACCCACCAUCUGCCUCCUGCACACGCCCACCCUCUGCCCCGAGGAACCUGGUGUACAGCCUGCGCCAGUCCUCCCUGGUGCUGCAGUGGAGCGCCCCGGCCGACGCGGGCGGCCGCAGCGACCUCACCUACAGCCUGUGGUGCGGCCGGUGCCCCGCGGUGCCAGCGGGGCGCUGCCAGCAGUGUGGCAGCAGCGUGGGCUUCGUGCCGCAGCAGACGGGGCUGGUGGGGCGCACGGUCACCCUGGUGAACCUGCUGCCUCACGCCAACUACACCAUCCGCGUGCUGGCCCUCAACGGCGUCUCGGCCGUCAGCCCGCUGGCCGGCCAGCAGUACGCCGAGGUCAACGUGUCCACGGGCCCUGCAGUGCCAACUCCUGUCACUGACAUCCGCACAGACAAAGUGGAGCAGAAGAGUGUCUCCCUGUCCUGGCAGGAGCCAGGCUUCCUGACUGCCAAUGGCACCGAGUACGAGGUCAAGUACUUUGAGAAGGAUCAGAGAGAUCAAAGUUACUCAACUGUGAAAACCACAUCAACAGCCGUGACAGUCAAUAACCUGAAGCCUGGAACCCUCUACAUUUUCCAGAUCAGAACAUCUUCCUCUCCAGACUAUGGGAACUUCAAUCCUGGCAUUGAAGUGGAGACCUUGGCAGAGUUGACAGUGGCCUCCAGUGAGCAGAACCCCGUCCUCAUCAUCGCCGUGGUGGCCAUCGUGGGGCUGACGGUGCUGCUGUCCCUGGUGGUCGGUGUGAUGGUCUGGAGGAGGCAGUGUGGGUACAGCAAAGCCAGCCAGGAUGGGGACGAGGAGCUGUACUUCCACUUUAAAAUACCAACCAGGAGGACAUACAUUGACCCCAGCACCUGCGAAGACCCCAUGCAGGCCGUGCACCUCUUUGCCAAGGAACUGGACAAUGCCAGCAUCAAAAUUGAGAGGAUUAUCAGGACAGGAGAGUUUGGGGAGAUGUGCCGGGGGUGCCUGAAGCUGCCCUCCGUCCUGCCAGCCAUGGGGGAGCAGAGUCCAACACAGCUGAUGGUGAUUGGUCAUGAAGUAAAAACAACUCACAUGAAACCAAUCAAACAAUGGCCAGUUGCGCUGACACCGUGCUGCUUGUCUGUCUGUGCAGGGAGCACCAUGAUGAUAGUGAUGGAGUACAUGGGGAACGGGCUGCUGGACUCCUUCCUCAGAAAACACGAGGGGCAGCUGACAGGCACGCAGCUCGUCUGCAUGCUGCAGGGCAUCGCCUCUGGCAUGGCGUACUUGGCAGAGAUGGGCUACGUGCACAAAAGCCUUGCUGCCCACAAGGUCCUGGUGAGCAGCAGCCUGGCAUGCAAGAUCACAGGGUUCAGACAGCCACAGGAAGACAAGAUGGAAACCAUCUUCUCCACCAUGCGUGGGAAGAGCCUGGUGCUGUGGUCAGCCCCUGAGGCCGUCCAGUACCAGCACUUCAGUCCUGCCAGCGACGUGUGGAGCUUCGGGAUCGUCAUGUGGGAAGUCAUGUCCUACGGAGAGAGACCCUACUGGGACAUGUCCCACCAGGAUGUGAUGAAGGCUGUGGAGGAUGGGUUCCGCCUGCCUGCCCCAGCCAACUGCCAGCCUCCCCUCCACCAGCUGAUGCUCAACUGCUGGCAGAAGGACCGCAGCCAGCGGCCCAAGUUCUCGCAGAUCCACAAUGCCUUGAGCAAGUUGGUGCAGAGCCUGGAGCCCCCUGAGUGUCCCAGCUCCACGUGCCCCAGGUCCACGUCCCAUGGCACGUCCAUCCCCCUCUCCAAGAGAACCUUCUCGGCCUUCCCGUCCUUCAGCUCCGUGGGUGAGUGGCUGGAAGCUAUAGAAAUGGGCAGAUACAAGGACAACUUCACUGCUGCAGGCUACUGCUACCUGGAGUCGGUGGCCAGGAUGACAGCCCAAGACAUCCUGAGCCUGGGCAUCACGCUGGCAGAGCACCAGAAGACCAUCCUGAGUGGGAUCCAGAGCCUGCGGGCCCAGGUGAUCCAGAUGCACGGCCGAGGCGUGCAGGUGUGA
Messenger RNA from Onychostruthus taczanowskii (white-rumped snowfinch), 2885 nucleotides. RefSeq names its product EPH receptor A10 (gene EPHA10). The record is from RefSeq and is a predicted model, not a curated record. Lineage: Eukaryota; Metazoa; Chordata; Aves; Passeriformes; Passeridae. The transcript has 17 exons. Gene Ontology annotation, molecular function: ATP binding; protein binding; transmembrane-ephrin receptor activity. Gene Ontology annotation, biological process: axon guidance; cell surface receptor protein tyrosine kinase signaling pathway; protein phosphorylation. Gene Ontology annotation, cellular component: neuron projection; plasma membrane. The coding region runs from base 132 to 2885 and encodes 917 amino acids.